GUCUGCGCAGACCCGGCGGCGGCGGAGGACGGGAAGUGGGCGGGGCCGGCUAGCAGCGGCUCGCGGGGUCCGGAGUGGCGGAGUAGCAGAGUGCAGAUCGCCUGAAACCCCGGCAGAGCCCCCCCGGGAUGCUGUGGACAUGGCCUCCGGAGACCCACAGCAGAGCAGCCUGGUGGCAGAGGAGAUCCCAGGCUUCCUGGAUGCCUUCCUCAGCGACUUCCCAGCCCCACUGAGCCUAGAGAGCCCUUUGCCAUGGAAGGUCCCAGCGACAGUGCUGAGCCAGGAAGAGGUGGAGGGUGAGCUGGCCGAGCUGGCAAUGGGCUUCCUGAGCAACAGGAAUGCUCCCCCACCACUGGCUUCAUCUCUGGCCCAUGAAGCGGUUUCCCAGCUGCUGCAGACAGACCUUUCUGAAUUCAGGAAAUUGCCCAGACAGGAGGAAGAGGAGGAGGAGGAGGAGGCGGAAGAGGAGGACAACGAGGAAGAGAAGGCCCCUCUGACCUUGCUGGAUGCCAUGGGCCUGGCACAAAGUUUCUUUAACCGGCUCUGGGAAGUGUGCAGCCAGUGGCAGAAGCAGGUGCCCAUAAGUGCCUGGGUUCCUCAGCAGCAGUGGCUAGUCUCCAUCCAUGCCAUCCGGAAUACUCGCCGCAAGAUGGAGGACCGGCACGUGUGCCUUCCUGCCUUCAACCAGCUCUUCGGCCUGUCCGACCCCGUGGACCGAGCCUACUUCGCCGUGUUUGAUGGUCACGGGGGUGUGGACGCUGCAAGGUACGCUGCUGUCCAUGUGCACGCCAACCUGGCCCGCCGGCCAGAGCUGCCCACAGACCCUGCGGGAGCCCUCAGAGAAGCCUUCCGGCACACAGAUGAGAUGUUCGUCUGGAAAGCCAAGCGAGAGCGGCUGCGGAGUGGCACCACAGGUGUGUGCGCACUCAUUGCGGGGAAGACCCUGCACGUCGCCUGGCUCGGGGACUCCCAGGUCAUCCUGGUGCAGCAGGGACAGGUGGUGAAGCUGAUGGAACCGCACAGACCAGAACGACAGGACGAGAAGGAGCGCAUUGAGGCACUGGGCGGCUUUGUGUCUCACAUGGACUGCUGGAGAGUCAACGGGACCCUGGCCGUGUCCAGAGCCAUCGGGGACGUCUUUCAGAAGCCCUACGUGUCAGGAGAGGCGGACUCAGCCUCCCGAGAGCUGACAGGCUCUGAGGACUACCUGCUACUGGCCUGUGAUGGCUUCUUUGAUGUCGUCCCCCACCAGGAGAUUGUGGGCCUCGUCCAGAGUCACCUGGUCAGGCAGCAGGGCAGCGGGCUGCAGGUCGCUGAGGAGCUUGUGGCAGCAGCCCGGGAGCGGGGCUCACACGAUAACAUCACAGUCAUGGUGGUCUUCCUCAGGGAUCCCCAUGACCUACUGAAGGGCGGGGCACAGGGGGCAGGAGAUGUGCCCACUGGCCUUGAACAGCCAGGGACCAACACUCUGCAGAGAAGCUAGGAGGUGCAGGCCCCCUGCCCCCACCCCAUGACCCUCCCCUUCAGAUGCCUUAGGACCCGACAGGCGAUGGUGGGCAGGUGGGUGCCACCCUCACUGUGCUUUCCCAGGGCCCCGAGUUCCCUGUGUGCUUGCAUUGGCCCAUCCUGGUGGCUGUGGAACUACACUGGGUGGUGGGAGCUGUGCCCUGCUUGGACAGGCAUUGGGAUGGCCCAAUUCUCCGAAGGAGGCCUAGGGAAGAGACCUCACCAAAGAGAAGUUGACCCAGGAAGUGGGGUGGCUCUUGCUCGCAGCCCCAUUGGGUGGGGGUGGGACCAGAGGCCUCAGGCAGGGGCCACAGCCAGACCAAAGAUGCCGAGCAUGCUCGUGGGGCAGCAGGAUGCUACAUGAGUCCCCGGGCAGACCCAGGAGCCAUGGAUGUUUCCAAGUGCAUCCUGGAUGUCCAGUGCGGGUUUCUCAUUUGCUCCUCGCUGGCCACAGCUGGGAGGCUCAUCUCCAUGAUGCAUCUGGCCUGCUGAGCCAGCUUCCCAGAUUAGAGAGAGCGGCCCCACUGGGGAGGAAGGAGCACUGGCGAUCUGGUGUGCAGUGGAUGCUCAUGGUCCCCAGCCUGCCUGGUUCCCUCCCGUCCCGCACACACCCAGGGAGGGGAAGGUCAGAAUGACGACGCAUGUGUCUUCUGUUCGUGGUCAUUUUUUUUUCCCCAAGGCAGUCUAACUCAGAAGCAGUAUUUCAGGUUUUUGUCUUUGUUUUGUCAGUGCCAAGGUGAUCUGUUGUGUCAUGUAACUUAAGCAGAGCUUAGCAUUAUUUUAUUCUCAGAAACCUUAAGUAUUGAUUUUUUUUUUGAAAGAAAUUUCUUUUGCAGUAUUACUGAAUUUUUUUUCUUAAAUCAGGAUCGAAACAAACACUUUUCCAGGUGGUGUUAAUAAGCCAUUCAAGUGCCUUAAACAGCUUUUGGUGAGGCUAGAACGGCCAGGCCUGGGAUGGAUUGUAAUAGGCAUGUUUAAGUUUUUACAAAAGCAGGAUUUAUUUUGUUACAGUGGCAUGAUUUCGGCUAGGAUUCUUCCCGGAAGAGUUCUUUCCACCCCUUUGUGACACGAUUCACUACUGAUAGUCAGCAAAGUGGCCUGAAAGAGUAUGGGCUAUCCUGCACAGGGUAACCAUGGCCCCAGCUAGCCUCCCUCCACAUCUCGGUCCUGAUGCCAUGUCUCUGGCUGGUCCCCAGGCUGAGGGACUGAGCUCCAUGAGCAGACUCCUCAUUUGACUGGAAUGUCCUAGAAUGUCUUGUGUUGGUAAUCGAAUUGAUUUCAUUGGGAAACACACUUAUGAGGCCUUGGCAAGUCUGGAGGCAGCCUGGGGGUUUCUGGCUCUGUUAGGAGUCUUGUCCGACUGCCCCACAGCCCCCAAAACCCCUGCCCACCAUGGCAGCACCCUCUGCUACCUUGCUCUGCCCACAGCCUGACCACCUGGGGGAGAGCCCUAUGUUCCCGAGCAUGCCCGGGGCAGGUGAGGCUCAGAAGCCACGAAACUUGGGUGACUCAGGCUCCUUACAUCCAGUGAGGCAGAUACAGCACGUGUGUUGAGAUGGAAGUGGCAGGGCUGGGUGAAGAGCCGGGCAGAGGUCAAGGGCCCAGAGACUCUCUCUGUGGGAGGACCCAGGCCUACAGGUCUGGGAAGACCAGUGGGAGGCUCAUGGAGACUGUUGCUGGCAGGUGGGCAGCAGGAGGAAGUUUGGCACCAGGUCCCCCAGGCCUGAAUCCACCUGUGAGGUUCCAGGAAGGUGGAUGCAGGGAGGACCCUGAUCCCAGCUGCACUGAAGGGAACUCUGCCAAAGAGGAAGUGGGCAGUAGGAGCUGGGAGAGCAGUGGUGGCCCUCAUCAGCCCAGGGAAGGUCAGACUUCAUGAGAGCCGCCCCCCUAAGGGCAGCAGGCUGUGCAGCAGGGAGGGAGGGAGCCAGCUCAGGGCAGGUAGGGGGCUGCCCACAGGCUCAGCAUUUACCGCUACUCCCACAGAAGGGAUGAAGAAGCCAAAUGAUGUGGUCAAUGCUUGCUCAAGGGCUUAUGACAGAAAAAGUAUCUUAGAUGUGGUCCCCGCAGUUCAAAGAAGGUUUGAUGGGAGCCAAAUGACCUGGUAUUGCCCCACUUAAUCGGAAGGCCCCUCUUUGGCCCUUCCCAACAUCGGGCCCUGCCCCUUCACUACUAGCCUGGCUGCCCCUGACCUUAACAGAAGAAAAAGGGUGUGGGUUUGUUUUUCUCCUUUCUUUGCUAAUCUUAUUCUGGGAUUGCCACCAAGAGGGGGGCUUCUUCACCUUUGAAGUCUGGACUCACCAAGUGGUGGUCUGAUUCCUGCCCGGACUUGAGGCUCCACCGGGAGAUCUCUCCAGGGUCAUCCCAGUGCCCACCCCUCUCCUCUAGGAGAGGCCCUUGCCAUCUGAUGCUGCUCAACCUUGCCUUGGGGUGGAGGGAGCCCUUGUUCCUGCUGCACAGAUGCUGGCUUUGUGCAAGCACCUAGGCACAGAGGUCUCUUCCCCUCUUGACUGCGGCAGACUGAGAGCCACCGGGAGUCUUUAGCCUCUGAAAGUCCCGGCCCACCUCCUUGUCAGGCCACAGUCCCAAGGAGGCUUCUAGGCAGGAUCGCAGGUGUGGAAGCCUCAGUCCCCUUCUUAUAUCCCCAUUCUGCCACUAGCUUGUUGUAUGAGCUGAACAAGUCAUUGAGCCUCCUUAGGCCCCAGUUUCUCCUUUAUAGGACACAGGGUUGCAUUGAGUCUGUGCAGCAGAUCCUGAAAUUUUGGAGGUUCAGGGCCCAUCAGGGGCAAGCCUGGCAUGUCCUGGAGAGCUGCUUCCAGUGCUGAGGGAACCCUCCCCCUCUGCUAGCAGGAGGGUGGUUAAGUAUUAUUAGUGUCUAUUCUUAUAAUUAAGUGGGUUGGAAAGGAAUGGAGCUACAGUUGCUAGCCGUAUAUGGAACACAAAAGCUGGAGAGAAGGAGCCCUGCUUUUACAGGUAGGGCUGAUCCCAAGCUAGCAGGAGUGGGAGAGGCAGACAAACUCAGCUCCUUCCCUCUGCAGGUGUGAGGCCGAAGGGCGGGGCACAGCCAGGGUCUCCCUUGCCUUUUAGUUGAGCUUCCAGCCUGCUGAAAUUCAGAGGCAGAUGCAUGGCCUCCCUGCCCCAGCUUGUCCUCAGCAUCCAGGACUAGGUAGGAAAGGGGUGUGCUUUAUUGGGGACGGUGAUGGGGGCAGGCCCCACUGGGGAAGCACAAGCCCUCUGAGGUCCUGAGCCAGCCUUUGGCCGCAGUCCUAUCUCCCCCUACCCUCUGAAGCCAGCAUGCGGCCCUCACCCCUACCCCUACAAUGCCGGUUCUGAGUUCAGCUUGGGUGUCUGGCCACCUCAGCAGUAUUCCCAGGGCUUAGGGCACAGCUCUGGUGGUUCCUAGGCCUGGCCCAGACAAGAGCCAAAUGGAACCUUAAGGGCCUGUGCAAAAUUAGCUUGUUUUUGGUUUGAUUCUGCCUGUAGCCCAAAAGAGGUAGCCCCAGGAGGCCUGCGCUUUUUGCUGAGGCUCCACAGCUUUGCCAAAUGUGCUAAGCUUUGCCAUUCACAUGCCAUGCCAGCCUUGCCAAAGGUUUAUUUGUGCUCGUGUCAGCAGGGCUCCUGGGAGGUGUUCUCUGCAAGGGGCAUCUUGUUCCAAGAUGGGAACCACUAUUUCCCCUGUGUGCAAGGGCAAGUCCCGGGCUCUCCCCAGGUGUCACUGUGCUCAAGUGUCAAUAAACCACGAGUUUUGAAACCCUGUCA
This is a messenger RNA of Suricata suricatta (meerkat), 5262 nucleotides long. RefSeq names its product protein phosphatase, Mg2+/Mn2+ dependent 1F (gene PPM1F). Lineage: Eukaryota; Metazoa; Chordata; Mammalia; Carnivora; Herpestidae. Gene Ontology annotation, molecular function: protein serine/threonine phosphatase activity; cation binding. Gene Ontology annotation, cellular component: cytosol. The coding region runs from base 140 to 1483 and encodes 447 amino acids. Gene Ontology annotation, biological process: negative regulation of protein kinase activity; protein dephosphorylation. The record is from RefSeq and is a predicted model, not a curated record. The transcript has 8 exons.